AUGCCUUGGAUUCUGAAGCUCAACAAGCUGUUUUCGCGCAGAUGGCGUGGCCGAAGGCUCCGAAAACAGAAAAAGGAUUCAAAAAGCGAGUCCAAGGAUACUGCCAUCAAGAGAAAGGGAAAUCGCUUGCCUGUGGGUAAAAGAUGGAGAAACUGCUCGGAUUUUGACUCCUGGUUGCGAGAAACGUACAUGCCGUUGGAUGGCGCCUGCAUACGGGAUUUCAAGGCUUCCUACAACCCUCCUAACAGGGGCUUUCCUGAAUGGAUACAGCACCGAGCAGAGCAGUAUAUGGUGACCCUUCAGGAAUUGCUUCAACAGGCGGGUAUUAAGGGUAUUCAAUGGUUCAAGUUCCCAAUUGCCGACGAGAGUGUGGACGAGCUGGUACGGGUUUUUGGAUUACUGCUACGCGAAACUCUACACAUGCCUCCCUUGGAUUCCCACAGGCUCUACUUUUGUUAUAAGACCAUGCGAGAGUACCUUCCUGACCCAGUCUUGCUGGUCAGUCCAGCUUUGGACACUCAUAACCAAUCACUCUGCGUAGCCGAGUUCGGAAAGGAAGAGCCAAUAGCUGUCCCAACUACGCCUCGAUUUGGAAGCCAUUGGAGGAAUUGCCGAACCGUUGACGACUUUGCGAGACUUUUCAAUCUGGAUGACGAUGCGAAGGGUUACAUCGCUCCGCCCGGCUCAAAAAUCAAACCAGAUCUCCCGGCUUGGCUGAAAGAAGGUGCCGAGGAGUAUCUGGAUGUUGUACUAAGAUUUCUGAAAAAGGGUGAAUGGGAAGGUAUUCACUACAGCAGAGCCGCUCAAGUUUCCCGAGAUGAUGAGAACGCUCUGAUUCAUAUAUACGUGGAACUAAUGAAAAUAAGCCCAUACUUCGAGAUGCAGAGGCUAUCUAGCUAUCAUGAAGCACUGCUAAGAUUGCUGCCCAUCUGGCACCGCCCGCCAGUCCAUAAAUGGAAGCCUGCUCUUUUUCCCAAUCGUUCCCUACAUGAUGUGACUUGGCCUCUCUACGGGGAGAUCCUGCGUCGAUUUCAAGAAUUUAAUAUCCAUCGCAACGAGCUCUACCGCGGUGUUGCGCCUUUUACUGCUCUCGUGGGCCCUGAAAAAUAUGGCAAGAGUUUUUUUGUGCAGCAGAUGGCUCUACAAGGCUACACAUAUGUUGUAUACCUCUUGUUGCAGACGGACAAGGCUUAUCUCCAGUGGAGAUCACCCGAAGACCAUACUUUGGCGAAAUCACCAUGUGAAGGUCUCCCGAAUCGGCAACGAAUACUUGAGUGCUUCAUAGCUGUCAAUCUCGUCAAUGUUAAGCUGUGCAGAGAUGUCGGCAUCUGUCCCCGAGCAUUCUUCGACAUGCAGACUCAGAUCCCGUUCAACAACUUGUUCGAGGAGUUCAAGAAGAUGCUAUGGCAGGCAUUUGAAAGUUUAACACAAGCUGUUCACCGUGUGACUGAGCGGCUACGGCCACCGGGCCGUCGGGACGAAGAUGACAAGUAUUGGAACCAGGCUUUGAAAUACUGUCUAGGCAAGUACGCGGCACUCAUGUGGAGGAAAUUUUUCACUCUCCGUGCAGUAUUGCCAAUUUACCAGGGGUACCAUGAUUGUUCAGACCGUCCCAGCGAUACUGCCCUCAAAGAAGGGAGUCCCGCUAUGGUCUUGUGCAUCGAUGAACAGCACCUGAACGCCGCAUGGCUUCCCAACAAGGAGCGUAAGUUGGCGUGGUAUAACGAGAUGAUAAAAGCCACCUCCACUCGCGUAAAGCACCAAUGGGAUGCCCCAGAAGACCGUUUCUUUGCGUUGUUCGUACAUCGAGAGUCAUCUGAUAUGCCGCCGAAGCCCUAUCAUCCCUUCCCUGAUAUUCAGAUCGAGCAUUUGAAAUAG
Messenger RNA from Aspergillus thermomutatus, 1878 nucleotides. RefSeq lists its product as uncharacterized. Bases 1 to 1878 code for a protein of 625 amino acids. The transcript has a single exon. NCBI's taxonomy places the organism in Eukaryota, Fungi, Ascomycota, Eurotiomycetes, Eurotiales, Aspergillaceae. The record is from RefSeq and is a predicted model, not a curated record.